This is a messenger RNA of Salmo salar (Atlantic salmon), 1657 nucleotides long. RefSeq names its product CY domain-containing protein. Gene Ontology annotation, biological process: negative regulation of endopeptidase activity. NCBI's taxonomy places the organism in Eukaryota, Metazoa, Chordata, Actinopteri, Salmoniformes, Salmonidae. Gene Ontology annotation, molecular function: cysteine-type endopeptidase inhibitor activity. The record is from RefSeq and is a predicted model, not a curated record. Gene Ontology annotation, cellular component: extracellular region.
AUUCCAAAAGUCACUGCCGCAAAGUAAACAGAUGUGGUAGGAGGAGAACAAGAGACAUUUUUUCCACUUGACAUUUACCCAUCUUGCCGACAAAAAAAGUUUAUUAAAAACUAUUAAAAUGGGAAAAUGUACCUGGAUUUUACUGUUAACUCAUAUUUUGCGCGCCGGUGGACAGAUGAUAGCGCUAUCGCCGACACCUUGCAACGACAAAACUGUGGAGAAGCUUUCCAAAUUGGCGCUCACCUACAUCAAUGAAGACAGAACCGAGGGGUAUAAAUUUGCCCUCAAUAGAAUAUCCAACGUUCAUCUUCACGCUCAGGGUCCAGCUGGAAACGUCUACUACCUCCUUCUAGAUGUGUUGGAGACCAAGUGUCAUGUGAGGAGCCCUAAACCCUGGAAACGAUGUGACGUCAGACCCUUCAUGGAAACCCAAAUCUCUGGGAACUGCAAUACCACCAUUCUCCACACAGCCAAGGGAUACUCCUACCUGUACAGCUAUGACUGCACACUGGUGCCUGACCCUCCAGAGAAGCUGCAGCAGACAUGUCCAGCCUGCCCCUUGCUGCUGCCCGUAGACAGCCCCAGGGCGGUGCACGCUGCUGGGCUGACCCUCUACAAGUUCAACACGCAGAGCACCCUGCCCUCCAGCCUGGCCCUGCAGAACCUUACCAGGGCCUCCGUACAGAGUGUGCCCGUGCCUGCUACCUUUGUGGAGUACACCGUGCAGGAGUGUCGCGAGGGCUAUGUGGGCAUGUGUGUGCCAACAGACAACAGCGGACACCCAGCUGGGUUUUGUAAGGGGGCGGUGUAUGGAGCUAUCGGCCAACCAGACGUGGAUGUCUCUUGUGAAAUAUUCCAUCCACAGGGCAUUGAUGUUUUCCAUGACCUGACCCCUCCUCGACCCCCAACGAUGCCUGAAGUCCCCAUCUUUGUUCCCAAUGUCCCCAUUAUCAUCCCCUCCUACCCCACAGCGCCCCCUCCUCUUCUGGAGGAGCCCCAACCACAACCCGUUGACCCCAGUAUCCUGGUUGACCCUACAUGCAUCUUCCCCAACCCCAACCCUUCGUCUUCCAGCGAGUCUUUGGAGUCUCAGGAGACUCCAGUCUCUCCAGGAGUUCCAGACUCUUCCUCCGAGGAGCUAGGUGCAGGUGUGGCUCGACCGCCCUUCAACUUCCGCUACCGGCCCCUGCGCAGACGGAGGCAGGCCCUGGUGACAGCCAAGCCCCCUCACACCCCUGUCUUUCUGGCUGAGUUCCCCAGCUCGCCCUCUCCCUUCCGCUCCUGCCCUGGUCCUUCUCGCUACACCACCGUGUGACCCAGACUAGAGCCUCCUUCAGUAGGGCACAACUCUGUGCAACGUUCAUAAAGAAAUGUAUGACUUUUCUAUCUGCAAUGUUUGGUAGGUUGUAUCCUCCUGAACGUAUCUCGAGCAUGACUUAAAGUUAGGAGACUGGUAUAAAUUGUAGAGUUUCAUCCAAGUGCUUAUCCUGCCUACGUUUGAUAUUUUAUUUAGUUAAUGACACCUCUUCUCUGAAAACAUAUUGGGACAUUAGUCGUUAUCUAGCCUGUAGCUUACAUUUCAGAAGUUUCUUUGAGACUUUAGUUCAGACAAUCUCAUCUGAUUUUAAUAACAGCUAAAUAAACUCUUACAAUGUGA